Molecule: messenger RNA, 1979 nt
Organism: Scleropages formosus (Asian bonytongue)
Lineage: Eukaryota; Metazoa; Chordata; Actinopteri; Osteoglossiformes; Osteoglossidae
Product: calcium uniporter protein, mitochondrial-like
Exons: 8
Coding region: 336-1358 (340 amino acids)
Biological process (GO): calcium import into the mitochondrion; mitochondrial calcium ion homeostasis
Cellular component (GO): uniplex complex
Molecular function (GO): calcium channel inhibitor activity
Source: RefSeq, a predicted model, not a curated record
UUUAUGGAUAGGCGGGGCUUUGUAUUUGAAGAGCGAACGGAGAUGGGCGGAGCUUCAGAAUGGCAGCCAAUCCCCGUCCACCUGCUGGGCGGAGAUACUAACAUGAUGUGGCUCCAACUUGGCAGGACCGCCACGGUGGGAGGAGCUUCAGCCUGAGCGGCGCUUUGAGCUGGGUGGAGCUCGUAAGUGGGCUUCGCGGCAGGCUUGGGCUGGACGGGCGGUUCCUCUGUGUUUUCACCUUCCCAGCCGUUGAUCCUUUUCUUUGAAAAUUGGCCUGUUUCUCCCGGUUUCGCUGCGGGGACGUGUACACUAUGUGGGCGGAGUGAUCUGCAGCGAUGGGCUCUUUGCUGAGGCUCGGCAAACUCCAGGCUCCACUUUUCCGAUGUUUCCUUCAAUGUUACAAAGUGUCUGAUCCGGGUUCUACCACCACAAAAGAAAUCUUCUCAAAGAUUCUCUCCAAGAGGCACCUUUGGGCACCGGGCAGAGUUGUCUACUACAGCACACUAUCUCCCUCUAAUGAUCUUUCCGUAGAGUACAAGCAUGGCCGCCCGGUACUGGCAGUACCCUUGCCCUCCAGGAACGAGCGCUGCCUCUUCUUCCUGCGGCCCAUGUUGAUGGAUGUGACAGACUUCCUACGUGACAUUCAGAAGGAAGACCCUGGAAUCCAUCGUGCCGUGGUUCUCACUGCAGGUGGGGACCAGGUGUCUGGCACCACAUCCAUUGACAGCCUGCUCAAGGGAGACUUCCACCUCCUCAUCAACGACAUCACCUUCAGUGUGCACUCCCCCACCCCCGAGAAGUCAUCUUCUGAACGUGCAGCAGACAUCCAGGACAUGAAGACCCUUGUCCAUAUGCUGUACGCUGCCAUGCAUCUACCACCCCACCAGCUGCGCAAGGAAAAAGAGCUGCUGCAGAGACUGGACUUCCUGAGACAGGAGCUCACCCCGCUGGAGAAGCAGGCCAAGGACGAGGUUGUUCAAAGGGCCGAGUUGAAAACCACCAGGGUUUUGUGGACCGGCCUAGCCCUGAUGUCUGUGCAGACCGGCGCCCUAGCUUGGCUCACCUGGUGGGUGUACUCCUGGGACAUUAUGGAGCCUGUCACCUACUUCCUCACCUACUCCACCAGCAUUGGGAUCUUUGCGUACUACAUUCUCACUAAGCAGGACUACGUGUAUCCAGAUGUUAAAGACAGACAGUUUCUGCACUAUUUCUACAAAGGGGCCAAGAAGCAGCGCUUCAAUAUACAGAAGUACAACCGGCUGAAAGAGGAACUGUCUAUGGUGGAGGAGGACCUUCGACGGUUGAGGAGCCCAGUCAAGCUGGGGCUUCCCGUGGAACAAGUGCAGGCCAACCCGUGAAGAGAUCGGACAACACACAUUCCCGCAACCUGGUUGCCACAGAAAACACACGUGUGUAUGCUGAUAGUAACUAAUUAAUACGCAAAAGUGUACAAACUGGAAAAGACUGAGUCUUGCCAAAACACAAACAUUCACUCAAGGACACAGUCCACUAUUGCCACAUUUUAUUGAGUUUGUUGAUAGAAUGGUGGCUUCUCUUUCCCAACUUCCAACUUCAGUGACAUAACUUCAGUAUCAUUUACGAGAUGGCUUGGAAGUUUCAGAAAAAACACUGGAGUAAACUGUGUACUAACAGAAUAGCUUUCUUCUGUGAGCCAUUAUGUUACCAUGCCAAUCACUUGAUAAAAAAAAAAUUCCAACUGCACAGUUCUUUGUAAAUAUCAACAAAUCUUGUUUUACCAAAUCAAGUUUCAGUGAAUGAGUCUUUAAAUACACAUGACUCUUAACACCAGAGAACAAUUAGUGAAGAAAGAGAAGCCCAAAGGAUUAUUAAACAUAUCUUUUGUCAGGAAAAAGACUAAAAUGUGGGCUGAUUGAAGUACAGAACCAAACUUGUUUUUCCUAUUACAGCUUUGGAAUGAACAUUCAAAAAUAAACUGGAAACAUUCCCAUCUUUGAAAA